AAUUGUGGAGUCCUUUCUCAAAAGCUCCCUCAAAUGUCCCUCGCUUCAUUAAAUCAACCUAAUCCUUAAUUCCUCCUUUUGCGAGGCGCAGAAGACGAUCGCAAACACCAUACAAGUGGAGCUUCAAUUAGGAUGGACGCAUCAGUUGGAAAGAAGAUUCGAGCUCUCAUCGUCGGAGCCACCGGCUUCAUCGGUCAGUUCCUUGCCGAUGCCAGCUUGGACAUGGGCCGCCCCACCUACGUUCUCGUUAGGCCAGGCCAGGCAAGCCCGACCAAGGCCAAGUCUCUCAAGGCUCUCCGGGAAAAAGGAGCCAUACUUAUCAACGGGACGAUUAAUGACAAGGAACUAAUGGAGAAAAUACUGAGAGAGCACGAAAUAGAUGUAGUCGUAUCAGCUGUGGGAGGAGGAAACAUAUUGGAUCAGCUCAUAUUGGUCGAAGCCAUUAAAGCCGUAGGUUGUAUCAAGAGAUUCUUGCCAUCGGAGUUCGGGCAUGAUGUGGACAGGGCGGAGCCGGUGGAGCCAGGCCUGUCCAUGUACAAGGAGAAACGUAGGAUCAGACGGGCGGUGGAAGCUUGUGAAAUGCCAUAUACAUACAUAUGUUGCAACUCAGUUGCAUCUUGGCCCUACUACGACAACACUCAUCCUUCAGAGGUCCUUCCGCCGCUCGAUCAGUUCCAAAUCUAUGGCGAUGGGAGCAUUAAAGCUUACUUUGUCGCUGGAACCGAUAUCGGGAAAUUCACUAUGAAAGCGAUCGACGACGAGCGCACUCUCAACAAGACAGUGCAUUUCCGACCGCAGAGUAACCAUUACAACAUGAAUGAGCUUGCAGCGCUGUGGGAGGAAAAGAUCGGCCGGACACUCCCGAGAGUCACCAUAACUGAAAAUGAACUAUUAGCCUUGGCUGCUGAAAACCGCAUACCAGAAAGUAAUGUUGCUGCAAUCACACACGAUAUAUUCAUCAAAGGGUGUCAGAACAACUUUUCGAUCGAUGGCCCUCGAGAUGUUGAAGUGAGCAGUCUCUAUGCAGAAGAAUCUUUCCGGACGUUGGACGAGUGCUUCGGGGAGUUCGUGACUAGGAUCGACAAGCGCAAAGAAAUUACCUACUAGCUUUAGCCUGGAACUGGCCGGGGUAUUCACUGGAACCUUAAUUUGCAUGUACUUGAACUUGUGUGCGUGAACGAUAGGUACAUUAAUAUCGGAAAAAUGAAUAAACAAGAAUCUUCAACAUUGAUCCUGAAA
Punica granatum (pomegranate) is the source of this 1239-nucleotide messenger RNA. The record is from RefSeq and is a predicted model, not a curated record. NCBI's taxonomy places the organism in Eukaryota, Viridiplantae, Streptophyta, Magnoliopsida, Myrtales, Lythraceae.